CCCUCUUUCUCUCUCUCUUCAUCUCUUCUCUGUAUCUAUGUGGUCCACUUUGCUGUGCAGCUGUGUUGAAUUUUAUGGACUGUCUGAUAGGUCGAGUAGCAAUUGCUGUGUUCUAUGAUUUGAGUUGUGUUCUUUCUGAUGCUGAUGGAAUUAUUCCCCCUAGAACUCGGUUUUUUGAAUUUACUGCUGAAUAUGUAGAAGAAUUGUGGGUUUUCCCCAUUUUUGGUUGGGUUUUACUGAGGAAUCGGUUCUUAAAGAUGGUCAACUGCCUGUGGUUGGAUUGGAACCAUGAAUUUGCGUUAGGGUAUUGUUUAUAUGAGAGGGAGAGAGAAUGGGUGAAGUAAUACGCUUAUUGUGCUGGACUGUGUUCUUGCUGGGAUUUUAGGGCUUUUAUAAUUAGUUUCUGUAAUUGGGUCCUUGUUGUUUAUGAGUAAUUCCAGUAGUGUGAUCGAAUUGGGGCUCUCUUUUGGUGCUAAUUCCUAAUGUUUGUUCCUGCUUUGAAAUCAAGAAUAUCUGCAUCUAUUAUGGAGUAUUUGGGAGGCAUGGCAUGUGCAAUGGUGCUUGAUUGCUUGGGCUUUCCCUAUAUCUGUGGUCUGGGGUUACUUUAACCUGCAAAAAAAUGGGAGCUGAUUUCAGAGGAGAAGUGAUUAAGUAUCACAGUUCUGGUUGAAGUGAGAGUUAUUACUGUUUGACAUUCUACCAUCCUACGUUUCCACUACUACUUUUCGGUUGGUGGGUUUAGCUGAUUAUUUCCUUUCUAGGACGUAAGCUCAAACUUACAAAAUCGUCUUGUUAAUGGAGCGACCAGAGAAUCAUAGCAAUAGUGAGCACACAAUUGAUAUUACAAGCAGCAGUGAAGCAUCAUCCUCGGGCAUAUCACAUGAUCGUUCGGUAAAUGAUUUCCAGCACCAACAAACUGAGGAUCAGCCUUCAACUAGUGUGACAAUACCUGUUUAUCAACGUGCUUUUUCUUCUACUACUGGAUCAAACACAAGGAACUCAUCUUUUGUUCGAAGAGGAAAUGGACGUAGUCGCCAUAGAAGUCCUUUGAAUUCUGGGCUUUGGAUUUCUGUAGAAUUGGUUUUAACAGUGAGCCAAAUUAUUGCAGCUAUUGUUGUUUUGUCAUUAUCAAGGCAUGAGCACCCACGAACUCCACUGUUUGCUUGGAUUGUCGGUUAUGCAUCUGGAUGUGUAGUUAUCCUUCCUCUUCUUUAUUGGCGCUAUCGUUACAGAAAUCAGAGUUCUGAACAGGAUUCUCAGCAGCAACAGAAUUCUUCCCGUGGUGAUCUUUCAGCUGGACCUCCUUCAAGUUCCAGGACUUCAGAAGGUGAAGGUCGGAGAACAACUGCUACAUCCUCUAGAUGGGGUCAGAGUGGUGGAUUACCAAAUGCAAGGCUAAAGGCACUUGUUGAAUACUUCAAAAUGGCUCUGGAUUGCUUUUUUGCUGUGUGGUUUGUGGUGGGCAAUGUGUGGAUAUUUGGAGGGCAUUCUUCCUCUUCUGAGGCUCCCAACAUGUACAGGUUGUGCAUAGUGUUUCUAACGUUUAGCUGCAUUGGCUAUGCAAUGCCAUUUAUUCUGUGUGCAACAAUCUGUUGCUGCCUCCCUUGCAUAAUUUCUAUCCUAGGCUUCAGAGAAGAUCUGUCACAAAACAGAGGAGCCACACCAGAAUCAAUCAAUUCUCUGCCUACCUAUAAAUUCAAGGUAAAGAAAAACAAAAGCAAAGAUAAUGGAGGAGCUGCAAGUGAAGGUGGGAUAGUAGCAGCAGGAACAGAAAAGGAGCGCAUGAUAUCUGGUGAAGAUGCGGUCUGCUGCAUUUGCUUAGCAAAGUAUGUGAACAAUGACGAGCUCAGGGAAUUGCCCUGUUCUCAUUUCUUUCACAAGGAUUGCGUAGAUAAAUGGCUGAAGAUCAAUAACACUUGUCCACUCUGCAAAGCUGAGGUUGGGGAGACCCUUUUGGGUUCACUUACAGAAGCAACUGCCAAUUUGCAUGCCAGCUCCGUGUUUUAGGUUGCAUCACGUACCAGUUAGGCACCCGAAGGCAAUGGCUGUUUACGGACAUGGCAUUAAAUGGCUUAAAGCACAUCUACGCCAACCAGUUGGCGAUUUUCAAGUGUUCUUCCACAGGAUGUUGGUGCUGCAAACCUUCUGGGUUUUGAGGUCUAACUGCCUUUAAUUUGCAACACACGAUAUCACCCAGAGUUUGGCAUUUGAUAUGUCAUUCAGAUUGUAUAUCCUCGUUAGUUAUAAUCGUAAUAUUUGAGAUUAUCGAGUAUCAUAAUAUAGUAUAAACAAAAUGCGAUUGUUGCUUUUUCUAGUCUGAUAUAACUAAAAGACUGGAAAAGGUGUAGUCCACACCUUAGCCCUACAUCUCUCUCUUGGUUGAAAACAUAUAAUAUAUAUUAUAUAUUUUUUCUUUUGGCA
Ipomoea nil (Japanese morning glory) is the source of this 2421-nucleotide messenger RNA. RefSeq names its product E3 ubiquitin-protein ligase At1g63170. The record is from RefSeq and is a predicted model, not a curated record. The coding region runs from base 796 to 2007 and encodes 403 amino acids. The transcript has 5 exons. Lineage: Eukaryota; Viridiplantae; Streptophyta; Magnoliopsida; Solanales; Convolvulaceae. Gene Ontology annotation, molecular function: zinc ion binding.